UGAAUGUCGCAGCAGAUCGAGACUCAUCAGACCAGGCAACGUUUUUCUGUUCUUCUGUUGUCCACUUUUGGCAAGAUACAAGAAUACAAUGGAUUCCCAAAUUGCAAAAAAAAAUCAAAACCUCACCACAGCUGAGGAAAUGAGAAACCAGACCAAACUUGUGAUGCAGCCCUAUGCCAACUGGGAGGAGUAUCUGACUCCUGCUCCACUCUCCAUAGCCAUCCUGGGAGAGCUGGUCUUCAUUUCAUCCAAAGAAGAUUUCUCUAUUAACAAAAACCCACCUAAAGGUGGCUACAAGUGCAUCAGAUAUCCAGAUUCAUUUCGUGCCUGCCUCAUGCAGGUGUGUAACUCUGGCUGGAAGGCUUUCAACGAGGCCCAUAAGAACAUGGAUCAGAUUAGACUUCACACCAUGGCAGUUCCAGAUUACAUGAAAACAGCUGUAAAGAUCCUGUUCCAAGGCAACAAUGAAGUUGUUCAAGCUCACCUCCCUGACCAGCUGGAGAACAUUCGUGUCAUUGCAGACGACUGUCUUGAGCUGGCUAAUUCAACAGAAAAGAAGUUUACUGAUGUCAUCAAUAUUAUCCAAGAACUACUGGAAGCAUGUGUAAAUGCUCAGUACGUUUAUGGAGAGGAGUUAGAUGCUAUCAAGAAGCAGCUGGAAGAUGCCAAGAUGAGGAAAAAGUCAUCAAAAGAAGCCAUGAAACGCUCAGAUAAGGCAAUGAAAGCCAUGGGAGAGCAAUUAAGGGAAGCACAAGAAAGUUAUAAAGAUGCAAUGGAUUCACUACCCAGUGGAUGGGCAAUGAUAGGUAUGGAUUUUGUUGGUGGUCUGACUGAGAGCUUUACAACUGCUGUUAAUGGAUUAACUUCCCUGGUUACCCAGCCAGUGAACCUAGCUUGUAAAGCUUCCACAACAGUUUCUGAUACAAUGCAGCAUAUUAAAGAAUCAAGAGUUGAUGGAGUUGAUUUAAUUAACAUUUAUAGCAAGUCUGCAGAAAUCUUAACGUGCACAUUGAAUGUUCAAAAGUUUGUAGAGGACAACACAAUUGACUGGAAAGAAUUGUAUGAUCAAAAGAGGAAAGCUACAGUAACAGAUUUCCAGGCAGUUCAAUUCAAAAGAAUCAAGGAGAGCUUAAAAAAAAGCCCAAACUGCGGUGAAAAAAAACGUGCUCAAAGUAUAUGUGAUAAGGGCAUUGCAAUCUGUAAAGAACUAGCAAAAUAUGCACCAGAGGGGAAAUGUGAAGAUGCCAAAACAGAGCAGCUGAUUGAAAGCAUCACAAAUCUGGUAGACUUAGCUCAAACCUUUGACUGCAAAAGCAAACACAUCACAAAGUCUCCUGCUUUGGCUCCCAAACCUCCAAUGAUGUACAAAGAAGAAAGUAAAUCUGGAAAGAUGAGCGCAUCACAAAGAGCAUCGGAGAAUGCCAGGUUCCGCAUUGAGCAGAGUCGUGUUCAACUGGACAAGACCAGAGAGAUCUAUGACAAGAGUGUAGAGAACAUGGAGAAGCACCAAAAAGAUCUGACUGAAAUUCUGAUCACCUUGAGGAACUGCAAGAUCAAAGAGAUUGACUUUAACACCACUAUACAAAUGCUGGUCAAAGGUAUGGAUGCCAUGGGGAGAGUGAAGGAGCAGUGGGAAAAGAUGGUACGCUUCUUUCAGAUGGUGUCCAACAUUGUGAAAACCAGCCUGACCAGAACCCUUAAAGAUUUUGUCUCCACAUCAGAGAAAACACAAUCACUUUCCUACAAUGCAAAGCUCUUCUCUAAAGAUCUGCUCUACACUCAAGCCUUUCAAGCCACUAACAUUGCCAGCCUUGUACACAUGAUCUCAGCAACCUACACUGAGGUGUCCACCCAGCAUAUCAUGGAUCGUGUCAGCUCUCUGGGAAAACUGAUGGCGAUGGACAAGGAAAAGCCGGAGUUUCUGUCUGAGCGUGAGAUGUUACAGAACUCCUGUGAUGAAGCUCAGAAAGCCAUCUUAGCCCUUGUACUCAAAAACAAGAAGGAGUUUGAACGGAAGAGUGCUGCAAGAAUGGAGAAGAUUGAUAACGAGCUGCUCGCCAUUCUCCCUGCUGCAGCUCCCGAAGAGAUAAAGAGCAUUCAAGCAGCUGUUGAAAGCGGAUUCACAGAGGAAGAAGAGGCAGACUAUGCCUGAGUGUAUUAACAAAAAAUUAUAUUUUGAAAGCAUAAAAGAAACAUUUCAUAAUUAUAACAGAAUUACUUUUCAAAAUCUGUUAAAAUAUGCUUUAAUAAGAAUUAAUAAAUAAUUAAUUUGAUUUAAAAUAACUUACAUAAUUAAUAACAUAAUUAACUUUAAUUAUCUUGUUCACUUUUGUUAUGUUUAAUUAACUCACUUCAAGUCAUCUAUCCUAACUACACUCAUAUUCUAAAGUUUAUAAACAAUUUGGAUAUCCUGGUAUAAAUAUUGCAUUAUUUACUUAAGUACCUUGUAAUCAAUCACAUUUUUCAUUAUCUUCCAAUAAACAGCAAGGAAAGAUUUCAUACAUAAGUAUAAUCAUUGCAAUACUUUGUACUCAGUAGUUUCUAGUUUGAUAGUUUACUUUGGUAAUUUGAUAAUUAUUUCUCUUUCUAUUAAUACCACAUUAUACAUUGUAGUCACUGAAUACACUGUACUGCAAAAAGAAAAUAAAAGC
This is a messenger RNA of Clarias gariepinus (North African catfish), 2651 nucleotides long. RefSeq lists its product as uncharacterized. The record is from RefSeq and is a predicted model, not a curated record. The transcript has 2 exons. The coding region runs from base 89 to 2152 and encodes 687 amino acids. NCBI's taxonomy places the organism in Eukaryota, Metazoa, Chordata, Actinopteri, Siluriformes, Clariidae.